AUGCCGCCACGGUUCCUCAUCGCCGAGGCAGGGCUUGAGCACAGAUUGCGGCCCGCGCGGGGACCGGAAGUGGGCGGGGCGGCCCGCGGGGACGGCCGGAAGUGGGCGGGGCCGGCAGGCGGAGGCGUGCCCGCGGGCGCGGCUUGGGGGCGGUGGCAGCUAGUCCGCCGCUGCGGGGCGCGCGAGGAUUCUCAGGAGCAGCGGGCCGAGUUGGUGGUUAGCAAGCCAGGUACUCGGGCGGGGAUGGAGAGCCCGGCGGAGUGCGGACCCCCGGCCCCGCCAGCCGAGCUGGAGCAACCCGUCGGAGGCGCCCUGGGCGGGACUCCCGAAUUGCGCGCGGGCGCCCGCGGCCGUCUCAGGGAGCCGGGGUACGUGGAUACCGACCCCUCAGACCCGGCGGACGGCAUCCCGAGCGCGCCCCUCGGGAGGCGGCCCCGCGGGGGCCCCGCGGAGGAAGGCGGGAGGCCCGAGGCGCCGAGUGAUGCGCCCCUUGGGCCGCGGCCGGGCCGCCCGGCGCCCCGGGACCCGGCGGCGGGAGGCUCACCGCAGCUGCGGCGCGGCCCGGGGGGCGCGGACGGCGGGACCGAGGAGGAGAGCGCGGGCGCGCUGACGCUGGACCCUCUGGAGCACGCGUGGAUGCUGUCGGCCGCCGACGGUCGUUGGGACAGCCUGGAGGGGCUGCUGGCCUGUGAGCCCGGCCUGCUGGCCAAGCGCGACUUCAUCACCGGCUUUACCUGCCUGCACUGGGCGGCCAAGCACGGCCGGCAGGAGCUGCUGGCCCUGCUAGUGCGCUUCGCGGGCCAGCACCGGCUGCCGGUGAACAUCAACGCGCGCACGAGCUGUGGCUACACCGCACUGCACUUGGCGGCCAUGCACGGGCACGUGGAGGUGGUGAAGCUGCUGGUCGGGGCCUACGACGCGGACGUAGACGUGCGCGACUACAGCGGCAGGAAGGCCUCGCAGUACCUGAGCCCGAGUACCGCCGAGGAGAUCCGGACCCUGGUGGGCGCCCUGGACGAGGACGAUGGCGAGAGCAACGUGGGCAGCGGGGGAGGGCGCUGGAGGCUCUCGAAGGUGCUGCCAUCGCACCUCAUCUCCGGCAGGCACUCCCACGCCCUGGAGGACAGCGGGGACCAUCACCACCACCACCACCACCACCACCACCACCUGGCUGAGGGACCGGCUGCGGGCAAAGCAAAGGAGCCAAGUCGCAAAGCCUCAGGCAGCACUAGUGGGCGGAUGAAGCCCAGACUUAACAAAAUCCGUUUCCGAACCCAGAUCAUCCACACCACACCCUCUUUCAGAGACCCGGAGCAGCCCCUGGAGGAAGGGGAAGACAUAGAGGAGGACCGGUCUCUCAAAGGCCACUCAUCCUCAUUCAAAUUGAGACCCAAGUCCAAUGUAUUUGGGUAAAAAGAAUUUCUUUUAGAAAAUUUUAAGGCGUGUUUGUCGUCAGGAAUAGGAUACCGGGUAUAGACAAGGAAUUGAGAUCAGAAAAGUCUUAGGCUUAACGCUGCAUUCUUACUUGGGUUAGAAAAGAUGGGCAGGAAUUUUCCUUAGCAGUGGGACUGCGGUGGAUUUCCAAGUGAUUCCUCAAACCUUGACACCAGCGUCUUCUCCCAUACCACCCCUCUCUCCUGGAGUCCCUGUUUCUGAGGACUAGAAAUGCAUCUAAGUCAAGGGCACAGAAUGGAUUGAGGGUUCCUUUGAUUUAAACAUUGCUGGAUACCUUGCAAAGUAAGGAGUAUUGCGCUUCUCUGUAACUGUUUUUUAAAAUGGUUACUUUUCCAAGAGCAACAAGAAAUGCAAAUUGUAAUGAAACUGAUAGUAUUUGUGUGUACAAAACUACAUACUGCCCUGUGUUUUUACUAAUUGCGUUUGUCUUUGAGAUACUACUGAAGGUCAGGUACGAGUUGAAAUGCACAAAUACUAAUUAGAGAAUAAUGUGAAUACAGUUAGGAAUCCUGUUGGUACGCUGCUUGUGUUGUAAAUAGCGCUCCAUUCUUUUUCAAAAGCAAGUUCAGCUUUAAUCACUGAACUAAAGAAACAGUCAACAUUUUUUUUGAGUUAAUCUGUUGUGCGGUUUCCUCUUAACUCUAAUACCACUGCACUCAGUAUUAAGGUACAUUAUUAAUAACUACACACGUUUUUAUUUAAAGAAAACACUUUUAACAACCUAUGGUACUUUUAAGUAAAUAUUGCCUCUGGUUCUAAUUCUCACUAACUUGUUUUGCUCUUCUAAAAGUCUAAAUUUUUCGUCUGAGUUUUUAUUCUGGGGAUCAUAUAACCCCAGUCUCUACUUGACCCUAUUUGAAGGUGCUUAGUGUUGAAUUGCCUACAGAAACCGUUUCUAAUUUAGAUGGCUAGCAAAAAUUGGCAUAAAUGUUAGUCUAUGCUUCUAUGAAGUAAUUAUCCAGUCAACUAAAUGAUUCUCAUGUAAGGUACACCUUUUAUUUUACUAAUAAAAUGCGUUCAUGGUUUCUAUACUUUGUAGAAGUGUUUUGCAAAUGUUUAAAAUAAUGAAUCCUUGGAGUUCCUGCCGUGGCAUGGCACAGUGUGUUAUGAAUCCAACUGCAGUAGCUCUGGUCCCUGCAGAGGUACAGGUUCCAUCCCCUGCCUGGCGCAGUGGGUUAAAGGAUCCUGAAUUGUGGCAGCUGCGGCUCAAUUCAAUCCCUGGCCCGGGAACUUAACUUGUGCUACAGGUCUGGCCAUAAAAAAGAAAAAGAAAAGAAAAUACUGACUCCUUUCAGUUUUCCAGCAUCUCCUUGAAUCUAUUCAAGACAUAGAGUGAAGUCAUUGAAAAGCUGGAUAGUAAAUCUAUCCAGUUCAUAGCACUUUAUAAAAAAAAAGAGGUGAGUCUAUUUCUAUAUUUAAAUGCUACUGGCUAUUGAAUCCCUUCAUAUAUAAAUGAAAAAAUAUCGGUCAUUAAAAUUAAAGACUUGUUUAAGUGUGUUUCCUAAUUAUAUUUCACUCAAAUAUGUUAGGGUAAAUAUCUUUAGAGUUAUUAAAGAUAUUAAUUUUAACUCACAAGCACAUUAAAUUUGCUUGUCACAAGAUUCAAAACAACUUGUGGGACACCGGUUCCAAAAGUCCUUAUCCCUUCGUAUUUUUGGCUUCAUAGUUGCAGAAACAGACAUCCUGUAGCCUAAAGAGACCAUGGAGUGAUGUAACAGUUGUGAAGAAUGAAUGAACCAGAAUGAAUGAACCAGUACAUGAAUUGCACAGAGCUGCAGUGUUUAGAGAAUUCUUAAAUCUUUAAUUCACCAAGUCAGAGAAAUUUGUAACACAUUUGUCACACCUCUAGAGAACAUUUAACUAUGUUUAAAGACUGAUGAAAAGCAGUCAGGUAAAACAGAUAAACUAUUGCCCAUUUUUGUGUCCUUUUGUUUUAGGAUUGUGGAAGUGGGCUCUGUACGUUUGAGAAGCACUUUUUUUUAAUCCACACAUGUGGGUGAAAACAAUCUAAUUUUGUAUAAAUUAAAAAUCAAUUCCUUGGAGGUGAAAAGUAAUCAUUUGUUCUAAAUCAUAUACAUGUUAUCUGCAUCUAGUGCAGAAUAUAACUUCUCACUGAGGAGUCUUACAUUUCGUGGACUUAACGAAGCUGAAGUGAACCAUGAAAACCCUUCAGAACCACCAGCAUUAGUCUCCUAAAUGUGUGUACUAGUAACUAAUUGCACAAAAUCUAUAAUGUGGUCAAUCUUUAAAGACUGAGUCAGUAUUUCACUUGCUUUUCACACUAAAGAUUUUAACUUUUCUGAUAAAAUAUACUUUAAAACUUCAAAAAUCACUCCUGAUGGAGAACUACUAGCAUUUCUUGUCACAAUGUGCUUGUGUACAUUCGAUAAGUUUGGCUUUUUCUGCUACUUAACCCUCCAUUCCUCUUAUUUUUCAGUUUCCAAAUUGAGAUUAUAAAAAGCAAAUAUUGUGUGUAACUUGACAUUUGUGGAGCUGUGCCUACGAUGAAUGGAAAUAAUACACAUCAGUUACUCAGAUGCCUGUUGAUGUGACACCGUGGUUUUCUCACAGGUGCCCUGGAAACUAAGGAAUUUGUCAGCACUUUCUUAACUUUUAUGGUGUAUAAAGUACAGCUAGCUUAUAAAACUUGAAACUCUGGUACUAUUUUAUUCAUGCCUGAAAUCUUGGAGUCCAGGAUGCCUUCUCUCUUAUUUUUCAAACAAGUGAAACUUUGGGAUUUUAGAAUGUAAAAUUUGUCAAGUUUGUUUUGUCAAAAUAAAAGGUCACACUAGAUUUUUCCUGUGAAUUGCCUCAAUCUCUAUAGUCCUUUAUAUUUUAACCUGGAAGGGGUUUUACAUUUCACACAGUGCUUUUUGAAGUGUCCAUCUAUUUUGAUCCCUUUCUAUCCCUUAACACCCCUUGGCUGGAUAGCCCCAAUUUACAGAUAGGAAAUGAAGGUUAAUGCAGUUCAAGGUCACACAAAUGGCAGUAAGAUCUCAAGAUUCAGUGCUUUUCCACAACAUUGUCUUUUCUGCACUUUGAAUUGCCAAAUUCUGGCAAAGCUACUGUAGUGGUGCAUCCGAGGUGGAGGAACUAGCUUUGGGGAGGUUCCUCUCCCACUACAUUAAAAAAAAAAAAAAAGCUCUGUUUGCAUGCAUAAACCCUCCCUUCCCCGGCUGGAGCUUAAGAAAGACGGGAAUGCCUUUUUCCAUUUUCUUCUGUAGCUGUCAAGUGUUGGACAUCAAUGAAUUCCUUUCCUCCUCAAGCCUGCUUUUGAUACUUGUCUUAACAAAUUCAGAUGGCAAAGCGACACGGGAACCCCCGAGGUGACUGUCCUCCACUGCUUCCUCAAGGAAGACCCGCCAGGACUCCUGCCCAGCCUUUUGUUGUUGCUGUUGAUUUACAACUUCUAACAAUAACUAAAUCGAGGUUCUGUUUCCGGAAUGACUUGUUAGAAGGAUGUAUCUCAAGAGGAUUCAUCAAGGAAUCCACUUGAAGGUAUCUUAGUAAUUUUUCCUAGUGAAAGAACAUUUUUUGUUUUGCGAAACAGAUGGUGUUUUUAGACUUUCUUAUAAGUUAAUCCUAAAAGCAGGUUCUCUGGGAAUUUGCUGCAAACUAUUGUUCUUUCAAUGAUGAGUCGGUUUUCAUGAGAUACUGGUAGAGGGCUUGAUGAUGAACUUGUUUUUCCAGACAUGGCAGUAGUGUUGAUUUGGUGAUGGCCACUCUCCGAUUUUUUUCCUCUGAAGAACAGUGCUUUCAUGUUACCAAACCUUUUUCUCCUUAAUCUUCUCUUUAAAUGUCCGUUUUAAAAAAUAAAAAUAAUUAAAAAUUGAUGCCAA
Messenger RNA from Sus scrofa (pig), 5294 nucleotides. RefSeq names its product sosondowah ankyrin repeat domain family member C (gene SOWAHC). Lineage: Eukaryota; Metazoa; Chordata; Mammalia; Artiodactyla; Suidae. Gene Ontology annotation, molecular function: protein binding. The record is from RefSeq and is a predicted model, not a curated record.